GUUGACGACCACAACUGAAUAUUAACUUAGACUAAUCAUAGACGAAAAUACCCCUGGUUUGCGAAAUAAUUAUAAAGUCUGGUUUUAUUGACGCAAGUUGUUGUGUGGGGUAUUUAAAAUAAUAAAGUGGGUACACCAAUUUUUGUGGACAAACUAUUUAUUCGACAACAAAGAAUGAGAAAACGUGUUAUUUGGGAUUCAAUUGAAAGUUUUGGCAGGAACGAAAAAACUUAAUAUAGGAUUCUUAAGCAUUUAUGAGACCUACAAAAUGAGACCACACAUAAAACGGUCCGACUAGUAUUAAAAAAGUUAUGGCCGAAAACCGAGCCAAAAUGCAGGUUUUGACACUUGUUGCCAAUGCGACAAUAAAUACGUGCAUCUACUUGAAAUUCUUUAAAUCCGAAAGCUUCUUACUUCUAAAUACACAACAAAAUUACAGUCGAUUGGUCAAGUAGUUUUUGAGAAUUCCUAAUUGUUUAUCCCAAAACACCUGUCUUCCGGCCAUCACUACUAGUUUAUUGAGCAACAUGCAGGGUUCGUUUAAAGGGCAUUUCAUUGCAAAGUACACGAGAUUACCUUGCCGAUAUGAAUCAUAAACCAUUCCGGAAGAUAAUUGUUAUUUUUAUGCGAAGAGUCACCCUACUUGUCGCCAUUUUUUUACAUAUAAACAAUUCAAUGGCCACUUUCAAGCUGAAUAACUACGUUAAUUUUGCUGCAUUUUUGUCAAGUAACGUCGUAUCUCAACACACUUGUAUUGCCAACUACAUUUUUGAACCAAUAUCCUCGGCAACUUAUCUUUAUAGAUAAUCUCAUAAUUCUUAUCAUAAUACAUGUACCUCCAGAAUCAACUUUGGGUCCGUUGACAUUAUAUUAUUGAUAAACGAGCUGCCAUCCUAUAUCACCACCAAUGAUACGAUACUCAGAAAUCAAAUUCAAGCGAAUAACCAGAUGAAAAUGGUAUUUACCAUUUUGGAUUGGUAUUUACCGAUCCGUUCAAGCGAGUGUGGUUAUCAGUUUGGUUAUAAAAUCCGUGACGUCAUAUACGUCAUAGUUAUCACCGCAAAAUUGUGGUAUUUACCCAACUCAGGAGUAGUUUAAUAUUUCUGGUUAUUAUUUAAAAUGUGACAAGUUAGAAUUUUGCCGGCUAUUGGAUAUUUUUACUGUAUUUCAGCUUCAUUUUUGGGAAACUUGAUACAGGCUGACUUCAGUUUUAGCAUAAAGUAGAGCACCAUGUUAGUUAUAAUCAUUACUAUUGUUGGGGAUACUUCAAAUCUAGUUCCUAUGCUUAACAAAGUAUCCUGUGUAGCCAUAUACCACAAGAAUAUUGAAAUAUGGCCAUAUAGACUCACUGGAUGAUGUCCACCUGUAUAUUUUUGCUAAUAUCUUUUUUCAUCGCUUUUUCCUAUAAUUUCCGUUAAAUCAAUAAAUGUUUCCUUCGACAUGAGCAAAAGUUUAGAGAAUUGAAAGUUAUCAUAGCUACAAAGCCAUGGUUCCAACAUUAAUAAUUUUUUUCGGAAAAAAAAACAUUUUUCCCAUUAAUAUUAUGAAAGGUUUCUUUUUUAAACUUUCCAUACACCGUUAUAGACGAAAAAGCUCCGAUUAUUAAGUGACAAUUAAAACAAUCAGAAAUUAUAUACGAGCUUUUCUAAAAUAAACAACUUCCAACAAUACCGCGGUUACAACCAACGCGUUCAAGCGAUUCGACUAACUGACGUCAUCAACCCGUGUGUCAUCUAAAACCAUAUUAUAACCGCGGUAAAUAACAUAGAAAUUUUGGUUAUUCGCUUGGAUUUGAUUAGAGUUUGCAUCAUGGCACAAAAAGAGCUCAUUAAUAGUAAAUUAAAGCAAAACCGAGAUCAUACAAUUUUUUUCAGGCGCAGGAUCAAGUCGAAAAAUCCAAAAUGUAUAUAUAAAAGUAAUCUCAGAUAUUAGAGGCCCGUUAUGACGACGAUAAGUGGGAAAGUGGCUUUAGUAACAGGAGGAGCCAAUGGAAUAGGUUUGGCUAUCGUAAACAGCCUUUUAGAAAAUGAUGUCAAGGGUGUAGCGAUGGUAGACAUAACAAAAUCCGAAGGUUUUGAAAGCUUGCAGCAUAAAUAUGGUAGCAAGGUGAUAUUCUUGAAUGCUGAUGUUACAAAAGGCACACAACUGGAAGAUGCUUUCGAAAAAACUGUCCAGACAUUCAAAAACCUGGACCUGGUUUUUAAUAAUGCAGGAAUUGCAGAUGAAGACAGGAAGGAAGAAAUGAUUGCUCUGAAUCUGAUGGCGGUCGUUAGAGGAACAUGUCUAGCUUUGGAGAAAUACUUCCCAAAACAUAAGUCAUCUUCGGAGGAGCCAGUUAUUGUCAACACAGCCUCCAUUUUUGGCUUGGACACGUGGCCGAUAUAUCCUGUGUACUGUGCAUCCAAACAUGGUGUCAUUGGAUUUGGAAAAGCAUUAUCGAUGCCCGAAGCAUACACGAACCACAAGACAAAAAUCAUCUCCAUCUGUCCAACGCUGAUAAAAACAAAUCUAACAACAUUAUUUAUGGUCCAGAAUCCCGAUAUGCCUUAUUUGACCCCUGACGAGGUCGGAAAAAGAGUCAUGGAUAUUUUGAAGAAGACCCAAGGAUGUGCCACAUGGGUCAUUGACGUGAACAAAACAUAUGAAGUCGAAUUUCCUCCUAAAGAAUCUUUGGAAAAGGAAUAGGUGUGUUUCGAACGCGCUCAAUAUAUUACAAAGAAUUGCGGGUAUUUUAUAUUAAGUACUUUAUUGUCACUUUGUCGUGAAUUAUGUUUAAAAUUGUUGUGAAUAAAACUGUUUUCUGACAUUUA
Molecule: messenger RNA, 2810 nt
Organism: Acanthoscelides obtectus
Lineage: Eukaryota; Metazoa; Arthropoda; Insecta; Coleoptera; Chrysomelidae
Source: the annotation of a GenBank genome assembly